GGUGUAGAUAAGCGCAGCAUACAUUCGACCACGCAGAUGGCACGCUUAUCUACACCAUUUACACCGAAAAAGGAAGUCAUUUAUGCACCUUAGUGUACAUGCACAACGACCGGCUGUCAUAUUUACUCGUUCAGCAUGAAGGUAGGUGUUCAUCCGUUGACAGGGGAUCCCACUGCAGCCUGGCGCGAGUUGUCUCACAAUCAAAAAGUCGUGAAAAUAAACGCCAAAUUACCGACGACCGAAGCGGCGAGCGACAAAUUACGUGUGGUAUGUAUGAGCGACACGCACUCUCUCACGCCUUUCAUAAAAUUUGACAUACCCGCGGGCGACGUCUUCAUCCACGCCGGAGAUUUCACGAAAUGUGGCAGCCUACAAGAAGUCAUUGACUUCAAUAACUGGAUAGGUAAUUUACCGCACAAGCACAAAAUAGUCAUAGCUGGAAAUCAUGAACUCAGCUUUGACCCGACGUUCACGCAUCCAUUCUCGGUGCAUACCAGUGGAGAUCACCAGAAACACACAGGCACCAGUAUACUCGACGAUAUUCCUACUCUGGGCAUGUCGAAGGACACUCUUGCCGAAGCUAUUAAAACUACUAACAUUAAGGAUUAUUUGACAAAUUGUACAUACUUGGAGGAUUCGGAGAUUAUAGUGGACGGGAUCAAGAUAUAUGGUACUCCAUGGCAGCCAGAGUUUUGCAAGUGGGCCUUUAACGUGCCACGAGGAGAAGCGUGUCUGUUAAAGUGGGAAAUGAUUCCGUCGGACACCGAUAUCCUCGUGACGCACACGCCUCCCGUCGGUUAUGGGGACCUGUGUUGCACUGACGUACGCGCCGGAUGUGUCGAAUUAUUGUCAACGGUGCAAAAUCGCGUGAAACCCAAGUAUCACGUAUUCGGUCACAUACACGAAGGAUAUGGUAUAUCUUCAGACGGCAAGAUAAUAUAUAUCAAUGCGUCGACGUGCGAUUUGAAUUAUCUGCCGAAUAAUCCACCAAUAGUAUUUGAUAUAACAUUACCUCCCGGUGUUCAAAAAUCGUGAACCAUCAGCCGAGGUAAUAUAUCCAACGCUAUCGACCUACGCUUCAUUGCACAAUGUUGCAUUAUGAAGUUUCGAAUUUUGUAAACUAAAGAAAAUCGGUGUAUGACCGAUAUAAAAAUACGUAUGGAAGUUUCUUGCCUUAAUUUUUCAACCACACGUGUAUAAAAUAUAUCGUAUGAGUUAUCAAUUUGCAUUCAAUUGUCUUUCAUUUUCACACGAUUUUCUAAUAAAAUUUCAUAAUACAAUUCAA
Ooceraea biroi (clonal raider ant) is the source of this 1285-nucleotide messenger RNA. RefSeq names its product metallophosphoesterase domain-containing protein 1. NCBI's taxonomy places the organism in Eukaryota, Metazoa, Arthropoda, Insecta, Hymenoptera, Formicidae. Gene Ontology annotation, molecular function: hydrolase activity. The record is from RefSeq and is a predicted model, not a curated record.